AUGACGUUGAAGUUGGAGCUUUUGUCCAAUCAGGAGCUUCGCCUGCCAUACACGGUGAUCAUCUGCUCCCUCACGGCCACAAUGUACUAUCUGUGGGGCCGCGAGUGUCAGCUUCAGACACCAGUCACCUACUGUGCUGCCAAUACUUCAGAUCUUGAGUGUGUGGUGCAGCAUGUCAAAGGGCUCUACCCCAGUGCUCCUGUGCUUGGGGCUGGUGUGUCUUUGGGAGGCAUGGUGUUGUUAAACUACCUGGCCCGUAAGCACACCGAGUCAGGAUUGGUUGCCGGCAUCACCAUCUCCGUACCCUGGGAUGCACGUAAGUCCUCCGACUCGAUGGAGGAACCACUCAACUGGCUGCUCUUCAACAGGCACAUCACGAGAUGCUUGCACCGCGCUGUCACCAGGCACAGGAAGAUUUUAGAGAAAGUGGUGGAUGUUGACUAUGUCCUGAAGGCUCGGUCAAUCCGUGAGUUUGACGAACGCUAUACGUCUCUGAUGUUUGGUUAUAGCUCAUGUAUGGAUUAUUACCGCGAUGCCAGCCCAGGCAAAAAGCUCCCCAAUACAGCCGUACCCAUCCUGUGUCUCAAUGCCGCUGAUGACCCUUUCUCUCCACAAACUGCCUUCCCGGUGUCCGUAGUUCAGGAUCUUCCUAACGUCGCCCUGGUAUUGACGGCCCAUGGGGGACACAUUGCCUUCUUGCAGGGUUUUUUUCCUCUAGGCGAGAGCUAUAUGGAGCGCUUGUUUGGCCAGUUUGUGCACGCAGUCUUUGAACACCGGGAGGAAAUGAAGCAAGCCUGUGGUAUCAGAGAGGAGCAAAUGAAGGACUAACGAGCAAUAUGAAGGGACUUACACUGAAGUAAUACAACAUUUGCAGCUGCAACUCUGCUCAUCUACCUCAUGACCUCAGGUUCAUGUUCAAGUCAUGUAGAAAUAAAAAAAUGACAGUGAAGUAAAAUCAGUAAAGCUAUUUUGAAGUAUUUAAUACAUUUUAGUCAAUUUGAAAAUAUUGCUGAUCAAUUGAUUGCUACCUACUUUCAGUCACAAAGGCCGUCCGUGCACCGCACACCUGUAGUAUGUAGACUGCACUGUAGAGUUCAAGUGCUCUGCUUGUUGCUAUUUAAAAAAAGUGAAGAGUUGGUUAUUAAAAUUAAAAACAGCAUUAUUGUUGUUUUCUUCUUGCUAAUUAUGUUUUUAUUCCCUUUUGCAUCAAAUGCUUAUUUAGUUUUGAGCCUUCAAGAAGUGUUUUCCUCGGGGUUUGGGGCAUGCCUUAAAGGAUGAAACUUUCCUGUGUUUAUACCCUGCAUGCUGUACAGUAAACGACACCAGUGGUAAAUGAGCCGACACUGGGUAAAGACCAUUAACGCCCUGUGUGGUGCUUCAGUAUCUGCUGCUAUAAAGUGUAAUUAAGUAUCGUAAGCAUCACACAAGGACCAGAUCAGCAUGUACAUGUACUGAAUGUAUUUUUAUUAUCAGUAGACAGUACAUCAGCUUUGUUUUUGUAUUACCAACAGUGCACUGAUUAAUAUGUAGCUUUACUGUGCUAGGUGGUAUUAGUGUAGGAUUCAUGCCAUUUUUAAAUGAAGCCACUGCUGGCUAUAAAAUGAAGUGUUUUCAGUCAUCGGCAUGAAGAAAAUAGGUGAUAAUGGUGCUAAUUGGUGGCUUUUAAUUGUCAGCGUGAGGGUGGACGAGAAUUUAAUUUUGCUUUUUCAGAAGUAAAAGAGGCUUUUCAUGAAUGUCACGAAUCCAUCAGCUAUUUGCAUGUUUACCACAUUCACCUGCCUUUUAAUAUCUUUUUUUUUUAAAACUCACGCCUUAUUUAUAAACUUUAUGUAUGGGCUGUAAAGACAAUCACGGUGUUAUUGCAAUAUCAUGUAAUGGUGCAAUAUUUGGGCAUUGUAUGUUCGAUGGUGUAUCUUGUAAUUACACUACAAUUAAAGGGUGAUAAAGAUCGA
Molecule: messenger RNA, 1952 nt
Organism: Pundamilia nyererei
Lineage: Eukaryota; Metazoa; Chordata; Actinopteri; Cichliformes; Cichlidae
Product: phospholipase ABHD3-like
Exons: 7
Coding region: 1-828 (275 amino acids)
Biological process (GO): medium-chain fatty acid catabolic process; medium-chain fatty acid biosynthetic process
Molecular function (GO): acetylesterase activity; monoacylglycerol lipase activity
Source: RefSeq, a predicted model, not a curated record